AGAACCACAAGAUAUAGAUGAUUAAAUAUUUUGCAUAGAUUGAUACAAUUAAAAUGUUGGAGUUUUAACUGGACGCCCUUCAAAACAGGAUGAGGGGUGAGGGUGUCUGGAGGGCAGAAUGCUGCUAAGGACUCUUUCAGAUUAUUGUUUAGGUCUGACCAGAUUAAAGGCGGAAGCAGAGAUGGCGGAUUUUUUAAACGCCUUUGAGGCAUUUCUCAGCGGAGAGACAACAGACAAAGAUCCUACUUCAAUGGAGUCAGAAAUACCAGCAUUUAAAUCCCCUCCAGAUAAAUCUGAAGAUUCAGAAUCCAAAAAUAAAGACGAGAUAGAAUCAAAAGUGCCUUUAGCCGAACUCUCGGUAGUUCCAAGUGUGCCUGUGAAACCCAUAGUGCCUCCGAUAAAACUACGGACCCCUCCACCCCCUCCUCCUCCUAUUCAAAUAAUACCUAUAAAACCAGUUAAGGGUAAGGUUUACCCUCCAACCUACCCUCCAGCGGAUCGUCCUGGAAGAAACACGAAUCAGCUUCUUUUCAUUAAACGGAAUAUUAUGGGACCUUUAUGGAAUCACAGGUUUGCCUGGCCCUUUAAGAAACCUGUUGAUGCUGAAAAACUGAAGUUGCCAGACUACCAUACAAUUAUCAAACAACCAAUGGACUUCGGAACUAUUAAAAAGCGCCUAAUGAAUAAGUACUACUGGUGUGCUGAUGAUUACUUGUUUAGUACUGGUGUACUGAAUAUUAUUUGUUUAUUACUAUUGGUGUACUAA
Eurytemora carolleeae is the source of this 766-nucleotide messenger RNA. Its product is annotated as bromodomain-containing protein 3. Gene Ontology annotation, cellular component: nucleus; chromatin. Lineage: Eukaryota; Metazoa; Arthropoda; Copepoda; Calanoida; Temoridae. Gene Ontology annotation, biological process: regulation of DNA-templated transcription; chromatin remodeling. The coding region runs from base 119 to 766 and encodes 215 amino acids. The transcript has 5 exons. The record is from RefSeq and is a predicted model, not a curated record.